This is a messenger RNA of Vigna radiata var. radiata (mung bean), 1441 nucleotides long. Its product is annotated as putative cyclin-D7-1. Gene Ontology annotation, cellular component: cyclin-dependent protein kinase holoenzyme complex; nucleus; cytoplasm. NCBI's taxonomy places the organism in Eukaryota, Viridiplantae, Streptophyta, Magnoliopsida, Fabales, Fabaceae. Gene Ontology annotation, biological process: mitotic cell cycle phase transition; regulation of cyclin-dependent protein serine/threonine kinase activity. Gene Ontology annotation, molecular function: cyclin-dependent protein serine/threonine kinase regulator activity. The transcript is spliced from 6 exons. The record is from RefSeq and is a predicted model, not a curated record. Bases 406 to 1281 code for a protein of 291 amino acids.
UCAUCUUCAAUCUUCAUAUAUAUAAAUAGCAAUGUAUUAUACUGUAACUUCAAUCCCAUCACCAUUCAUAUAUAGUAAUAUUAUCUAUCACACAACUUCACUUUCACUUUCCAAGUACCAUGUUCUACCCAUUCAGACCACCUUCAUGUUGUUACAUUCCAAUCAUAAAUCACAACAAAAACAACCCUUCUUGUGUUUUUUUUACUCUUUCAUCACAAAACAACAUCUGACAUUUUUUGUCAAGAUCAACUUAGAUUUACCACAUAGGUGCUUUCAAUUUCUCAUUGUUUUACUGUGAUUUUGGGUCCUUCUAGCUCUCCAUUCAAGCACAUAUGCUUAGAGAUAUCUGUGCUGUCCAAAAGGGUGAUCACAGACACUACUGUCAGUGUCCUUAGCUUUCAGUUCAUGGUCUGUGAAUGCAUGGAUAAUUUGCUCUGUGAUGAGGUGUGGCUUUCAAAUUCUGAAAACACCUUUGAAGAAGAAGUUGGUGAUUUUGUUUCACUAAAGAGUUAUGAAAACAAAGAGUUUGAAGAGACUUUUGCACUGUAUCUAGAGAAGGAGGCUUCUUCUUUGCCAGAACAAGACUAUGCAAAAUACUUGCACUCCAACAAUUUGUUUGUUCCUAGGUGUAGAGUUAUUCAAUGGCUUGUCAAGUGUGGAAGUCACUUUAAUCUUUCUUUUGGAACAGUUUUCUUGGCUGUUAACUAUCUUGAUCGCUUUGUAUCCAUUUGUCAAAGCAAUGAUUGGAAAUACUGGAUGCUUGAAUUGCUUUCUAUUUCUUGCUUAUCAGUUGCCAUAAAGUUCAAUGAGAAAUCAGCACUUUCCAUGCAUGAAAUUCAGGUGGAGGGCUUGAAUUACUCAUUCGAAUCAAGUGUAAUUUUGAAGAUGGAGUUGAUCCUAUUGAAAGCAUUGGGGUGGAACCUUAACUCUGUGACAAGUUAUUCUUUUCUGGAAAUUGUGGAUAGUGAUUUCUUGGAAUCUCAUCUUUAUCAGAAGCUUAUUUCACAUGCCACUGAACUCCUUCUCCAAGCUACUUUAGAUCAGAAAAUGCUGGAAUUCAGGCCAAGCAUUAUUGGCAUAUCUGCAUUGUGCUGCACUCUUGAACAUUUAUUUCCACAAACAUCAGAUACUUACAUUGCUUACAUUAUGAGACUCUUGAACCAAAGUCAGAAGGAUGAUAUGAUAAAGUGUGAUGAGUUGAUGCAAAGACAGAGUUCAUUCUGGUGUGAAAAUGAGCGCCAUUGCCCAUUAAGCCCAACAACAGUACUGUUGAACACAUGAACUCGCAUUUAUGAUGGCUAAAUCGAUGACUUUAUCUUUAUUUCUGAUGUUCAAACGCAUCCUUAACUUAUUCAAUUUUCUGAAAGAUUUUAAUGUGUGGUAAACUAACCAUGACAUUUAUGACUUGUAAGCCAUUUUGAAUCAAUAAAAAUUUCUUAUA